AUGGGUGGUGACAGUUCGGGUUACAAGGACUAUGUGGCAGGCUUGCUUGCCGGUGUUGCCACUGUCAUAACUGGUCAUCCAUUCGAUACUGUCAAGGUGAAACUUCAAAAACACAAUACAGAAGCUAAUGGGAUAAAGUACAGGGGUGGUUUGCAUUGUACUGCUAGGAUACUGAAGACUGAAGGAGUGAAAGGGCUUUAUCGAGGGGCUACAUCUUCUUUUGUAGGGAUGGCCUUUGAAAGUUCACUUCUUUUUGGCAUCUAUUCUCAGGCAAAACAAUCACUGCAGGGACAAAAUCAAAGUGGUAAGCCACAGCCCCAAGUGAUAAUUCCUUCAGCUGCCUUUGGUGGAGCUAUUAUCAGCUUUGUAUUAUGUCCAUCAGAGCUGGUGAAGUGUAGGAUGCAAGUUCAAGGCACUGACACUUUGGUUGUGAACUCCAACAGAUACAGUAGUCCUAUUGAUUGUGCGCUAAAAACUGUAAAGAGUGAAGGGGUUACAGGCAUCUUUCGAGGAGGUUUCACAACAUUGUUGAGGGAAUCUCUUGGAAAUGCAGUCUUUUUUAGCACUUAUGAGUAUGUACGCUUUCACAUGCAUUUACAUCUGAAUGAUGCUUCAUCAGAUCCUGCUCACUUGAUUGAUGUGGGAGUUGGGAUCAUGAGUGGUGGCCUUGGUGGUAUAGCAUUCUGGUCUGCUGUUCUGCCCUUGGAUGUGGCAAAAACCAUAAUUCAGACUUCCUCGGAUAGAAGUUCUACCAGAAAUCCCUUUCAGAUUCUGAAAUCAAUUUACAGGGGGUCUGGACUUAGUGGAUGCUAUAUGGGUUUAGGUCCUACGGUAGUGAGGGCCUUUCCUGCUAAUGCUGCUGCAAUUGUCACAUGGGAGCUAGCUGUGAAAAUGCUGGGAAUCAGGCAAGACUAA
Messenger RNA from Ilex paraguariensis (yerba mate), 915 nucleotides. The record is from the annotation of a GenBank genome assembly. NCBI's taxonomy places the organism in Eukaryota, Viridiplantae, Streptophyta, Magnoliopsida, Aquifoliales, Aquifoliaceae.